Messenger RNA from Actinia tenebrosa (Australian red waratah sea anemone), 2391 nucleotides. RefSeq lists its product as uncharacterized. Gene Ontology annotation, molecular function: cell adhesion molecule binding. The record is from RefSeq and is a predicted model, not a curated record. Gene Ontology annotation, biological process: cell-cell adhesion. Lineage: Eukaryota; Metazoa; Cnidaria; Anthozoa; Actiniaria; Actiniidae. Gene Ontology annotation, cellular component: cell-cell junction; plasma membrane.
AGCCCUGCAAAGUCGCUUUGUUUUCAUGCGCUCGGUUUGAGCGGCCCAAGUCGAUUUGAGGCAUAAACAUUCAAUCGCUGUCCCGUUGAACUGAAUAACUCUAAGAUAUUACUACCAAAACUCACAUGUGACGAUUUAAACCCCUUUUUAAUUCAUAGUAUUUGAGUACUAUAAUCUUUGAAAAUUGAAAGAAUUUCGAACGGAUUUAAAACAGACUGGUUGGGAAACUUCUACGACGUGGUUGUUAGAAAUGAAAAAAGUAUCAAUAACAAACGUUUUUCAUCCUAAAUCUUGGAUUCGAUCAGCGACUUUCUUAAUUCUAACAACAUUUUUCACGGCCGCAAAGGCGCAAGAUGGUAAUGUAUCAGUAAUUAGAGAUUGGCCUGGGCCAAACCCAGAGGCGAAUGCAGGAACAUCAAUAGAUUUUACGUGGAGAUACACACUAACCAAACAAGACAAAGAACACUUAGAUAAAAUAAAUUUUGGAUUAUGCUUCAAGGAAAAGUUAAAGGAAUCUUUGAUAACAGUCACAAAAUUGGUCGAAAAUAAUUCAACAAAGUUUCAAUUCAAUGUGACAGAAAAGUACGAAAAAAGACUUCGAUGGGUUGGUGCCGAGGGGAAAAUAUCCUUCAAGCUUUCAAAUCUCACGAAGGAAGAUACUAACAGCUAUAUAAUGGUUAUGUCAUUCGGGUCAACGAGAGAGCCAAUCAGCGACCACGUGGAAUUUGUUGUUAACUAUGCACCUAGAAUCCUGAACAAACCCCCAGAAAUGAGACAAGUUCGUCUCCCAGAAGGAGAAUCUGUCCAUAUCUCCUGCACAAUCACUAGCUGCCCGCUUGCUGUAGUCACGUGGUCUAAAGAAGGUCGCGUGAUCCAAAGCCAGUCAAAGGAACACGAUUUGACCAUUCAGAAAGGUCGUGUGAUAGACUCUGGGGUGUACACAUGCGAAGCGAAGAAUAAACUAGGAGAAGACAAGAUGCAGGUAUUGGUCAUCGUCACGUCAUGCAAGGAGCUAAAGAGUGACGCAUCUAAAAAUACAGAUCCUGAUCAGUCACUUCACGAUGCCAACGAUCCCAGUACUCUAUUUACGAUGAUCGCGCCUGCAGUUGUGUUCUUCGUAAUAUUUUUGGCGUACUUUGCCUUUAAAUGUCCUGCGUAUCGCAACAGAAAAAAGCGCAACCGAGCUUUGCUUAACUCCAAAGCCACAUCAACAUCGCUAACCAACACCGAUGAACAAGCGACAAGUUUACUCGCUGACUGGUCGAACUUCAGCGACCGAGGAGAGAAAGUAUAACGACAAUGUGACCUCUUAAGAAGCACACUUUAAAGCAUUUGCGGACCAAACUGCUUCGAAAUAAUCUCUUGGGGGAAAAUUCUUAAAACAAGAUUCGUUUUGAAGUAUUUUCGGACCAAAUUGCUUCGAAAGAGUCUCUUGAAUGGAAAAAUUCUUAAAACCAGAUUCGUUUUAACGCAUUCGCGGACCAAACUGCUUACAAAGAGUUUCUCGAGGGAAACAAUUCUUAAAACAAGAUUUGUUCUAAAGCAUUUGCGGACAAAACUGCCUCGAAAGAAUCUCUUGAGGGGAAAAUUCUUACAACAAGCCAUUCGUUUUUUAAAGCAUUUGCGGAUAACCUGCUUUGAAAGAUUCUCUUGGGGGCAAAAAUUCUACAACAUUAAUUUGCUAGAAGACUUUUAUUUUUCAGUUAAAGCAGUACUCUGUGAGAAUUAUUGUUCGAAGAUGCUCUUGAAAAGAAGAAAGAGACGAACAGUUAAAAAAAUGGCUCUUCAAGCCGAAUAACUAGCCAAACAAACCCGUCUCUACCGAAAUAGCGGGUGUCAAGCCCUCCACAUAAGCGCACCUCUAUUUCUUAUUAUUCUAGUAUUUAUAAUAGCUCACCUUUGCAAAAAAAAUCUAAAUAACCAUUCUCCAUUUUGACGCGAAUGUGAAAUGUAUAUAGUGUAGUUAGAUAAAAAAUUUCUUGUAUUUCGCAAUCAAUAUAGUUCGUACUUUUAUACAAAAAUAUUCAAAUUAUAUUCCUAUUUCUGAUUGGCUGAAAUGCUUGCUCUAAAUAGAUAAUCGCGCGUUCAAUUAGAACUGACCAUAUUUGGUCAUGCUCGGUCAAGAAACGCUAUAUAUAUAUGAUAUAUUAUGAUAUUCAUUGGUCUGGAUAAUAUUAAUGAAAAAUGAACAUUAAUUUUAUCCUCAAUAAUUGAUAAUAUCUAGAAAUCUGAUUUCGAGAAAACGGCAUUGAGCCUACAAACUCAAGCAAUGACGUCACUGGGCAUAAACAUCAGGUUGCCAUGGCUACUCUCACGUUACUAUUUUUAAAAAAACUAGAUGAAUCUUCUUCUUUGUAUAAGUUAUCCAAAUACAUGUAUUCGAUAGUUGAA